GGCCGGGCCCGCGCCGUUCCGGGCCAUGUGAGGCGCGGGGCCGGGCCGCGGGGCCGCAGCGGCUGCGGGAUGGAGCGCAGGAAGGUCUUCGUGGCGCUCGACGUGCUGUGCCUGGCGGUCGCGUCUCUGCCCUUCAUCAUCCUCACUCUGGUGAACUCCCCCUACAAGCGAGGCUUCUACUGCAACGAUGACUCCAUCCGCUACCCCUACAAGGCUGACACCAUCACCCACGGCCUCAUGGCCGGGGUCACCAUCAGCUGCACCGUCAUCAUCAUCUCAUCAGGGGAGGCAUACCUGGUCUACACCGAGCGUCUCUACUCCAAAUCAGAGUACAACAAUUACCUGGCUGCCCUCUACAAGGUGGUUGGCACCUUUCUCUUCGGGGGAGCCAUCAGCCAGUCCCUGACUGACCUGGCCAAGUACAUGAUCGGCCGUCUGAGGCCAAACUUCCUGGCUGUGUGCAACCCUGACUGGUCCAAGGUGAACUGCUCCAUCUAUGUGCAGCUGGAGAACGUGUGCCAGGGGGAGAGCAGGAAUGUCACCGAGUCCAGAUUGUCCUUCUACUCAGGACACUCCUCCUUUGGGAUGUACUGCAUGAUGUUCCUGGCGCUGUACGUGCAGGCCCGCCUGGUGGGGAAAUGGGCCCGGCUGCUUCGUCCCACCAUCCAGUUCCUCCUCAUCGCCUUCGCCAUCUACGUGGGCUACACGCGGGUGUCCGACUACAAACACCACUGGAGCGACGUGCUGGUGGGGCUGCUGCAGGGGGCUCUCAUUGCCGUCCUCAUCGUUCACUACGUCUCUGACUUCUUCAAGCAGCGUCCGCCCCGGCAGUGCGAGGAGAAGGACCCGGAGCGCAAACCCAGCCUGCCCCUGACCCUGACUGACCCUGAGCACAAUCACUACAGCUACAGGGGAGCCCCGUGAGCCAGCCCUGCCCCUUGCCGUGCUCCUGGCUCUGGGCACAGCUGGCUCUGGGCACAGCUGGCUCUGCCUUCACCACUGGCCCCACGGCUCCGGUGCCUCUGGCUGUCGCUGGCACGGGUGGGACAGCCCUGCCUGCUCCCACGUGCCCAUGGUGCUGCCAGCACCCUGCCCAUGGGGAGGGGAUGUCCUCCCCCUCUGUGCACCUGAGUCACACCCCAAGGCUGCUGUCCCAGCCCUCUGUGAGGAGGGAGGGAGGGGAGGGUGGCACGUGGGGGUGGAUUUUGGAUUUAUUGGGCUGGCGGAGCACAAGAGCAAAACUCCUGGGGUGGGAAGGCUGAGCUUGCCUGGGCCCAGUGUGUGUUGUCCCUGUCAGAUGAUCCAGCCAUAGACAAAUACAAAUCCUCACAGGCACAGAGGGAGCAGGAGGGCUAGCUGUAGUGUUUUGGAGAGGAUUAAAGCAAUCCAGAGCUCUUCUCUGCUCCAUUGAUUACCUUUAAGAGCAGCCCUGCCUGCCAGCAGCUGCUGAGAGCAGAGGGUGCCUGGGCAGGCUCUUCUCUGGCUGUGCCCAAUUCUGCAGUGCUGGGAGCCAGAGCUGUUUGCCCCCUGCCUGCUUCACGCCUGGCUUGGGCAAGGAGCUGCUGCUCCAGCCUUUGUCCCUCCUGCAGCUUCAGCUGAUGCUUUAGGGUGUGUGGCGGGGCUAGGGGAGACAUUUUCUGUGGUAAAGGAAAAUAAAAAUGGGGAUGUGGAGCUGUCCAAAUGUCCUGGGAAAGCGGGGGCAAUGGGUACAGAGCAGUCCCAUCACUGACACGUGGCUGCCUCCAGCACUGCAGUGCUGUGGGUCUCUUUUUAAAGUACAUGCAUUUUCAUUAUGAUGUUGUUUUUAAAUUAGAUCAUCCUUAAAGAA
Melospiza melodia melodia is the source of this 1828-nucleotide messenger RNA. It is a transcript of the gene PLPP2, whose product is annotated as phospholipid phosphatase 2. Gene Ontology annotation, molecular function: phosphatidate phosphatase activity. The transcript has 6 exons. Gene Ontology annotation, biological process: phospholipid dephosphorylation; signal transduction; phospholipid metabolic process. The record is from RefSeq and is a predicted model, not a curated record. Gene Ontology annotation, cellular component: plasma membrane. The coding region runs from base 70 to 924 and encodes 284 amino acids. Lineage: Eukaryota; Metazoa; Chordata; Aves; Passeriformes; Passerellidae.